AUGGCGGAAGGCGAGCACUCUUACGGUCCGACCUGUGCGUUCCACGACGACUCCGAUGACCCUCUCUCCAACGAAAUAGAUACCCCACCGGUAGAGGCGCAGUUCUUCUAUGUCUCGUCUCUGCCUAUCGACGACCCUCUUAGUCCACUGCCACCAGCGCAAGCGGAGACAGCAUCUCAGCAGCCGCCACAGCCAUUCUCUGCACGGGAUAGCGCUGCGCUGGAAGAAGCAUGGCAGGGUCUACAUUACAAGAAACCAAUUGAAGAUGUCAGACCCAGCUCUCGCCAUAUGUUCUCCUUCCCGAGGUUCCGCGAAGGCCUUAGGUCCCCAAGUCCGAAGUCUCCAAGUACGGAAUUGGCGACUUCGGUACUUGACCUCGCCCCUGGAGGUGACGUCGAGGUACGAAAGAAACACAGGCCCGUUGGCACGCGGUCGCAGAGCUCGAGACACGCUGUAGCCACCCUUACGUCGAAAGAACACAUCGGCCACUCGUCGAGAUCUGUUGAUAGGCAAGUGUCAAGGCGGAGCUCUCCCGAGACAGUCAGACGCCCAAAGCCGGAUCAAGUGACCACUACACCUGGAGUGGCAAGAACGGAUGUCAUGCUGUCUCAAAACGACAACGAGAGUGGAACGGAGACACCCGUCAACGAGGAAGAACUUCAACGUAACGAUACAGCCGAUCCAGUACAGACGCCUAGUCCGACCAAGCGUCGGCAUUUCUCUCCAUUUCGGCGUACAUCAAAGGACAAACCUGACCACGAUGGAUCACCCAGGCCUGGUACACCUGGCCAGUCUCACCCCCAAGAAGAGCACUCUGCAUCGGAUAUUAGUGGUCGCCCUUUUGCGAGAGCGCCAUCAAAUCGAAAUAUGCAGUCAAGACUGUACGAAGGCCUGGAGAGCGAGGAUGAUGGUCCACGAAGCAGUCGCAGUCGUUCGAGAGACAAGAAGAAAAAACUUGACAAGUCUGCCGAGAACGAGAAAGUCUACGUUCCCGUGGGAGUCUCAAGGCUCCAUCUGGUCGAGCUUCCAGAUCUGAUGAUGAAACCGAUCUACUGGAGCCCCAUCAAUGACACUUCCACUGUCGUUCGCGCGACCUGGUUCUACAAGGACACAAUGUUGCCCGUCCCAGCGAACUUGGCCAAUAGACUUGAGAUUGGCUACGAAUACAUCAAACCGUACGCCGAGUCGUAUCAAGAUGAGCUACAGGCGUGCAUCAACAACGGUGCCUCUGCAGAAAUGAAAGUUGUUCACAAGCUGUGGGAUGAUCGCAAUCCGAGCAGACCAACUUCUGGAGCGGAUAAGCUGAAUACUAGUACAGAGGAAACCCAGGCGAUGGCGCUACCGGCCCACUCCGAGAACGCUGCAGCAGACCCAACGGCAGUGCCCUCGAAACGUAUGUUCGAGACGCAUAGCGUUAUCUACAUUGAUCGUAAAAAUGCCCAGGUACUUCGGCCAAGUCUCUUGCCGUCAGUCGCUCAAAAGAGACGCCCUCUCAGCGCUCUUAGGAAAGGCAGACAGAUUGGAGUGGCUGUUGUGCGAGGGUUCAAUCGGAAAGCGUGGCUCAAGAUCCAUCCGGAUCCGAAGAUGAACGAAAAGGCUGCUCAUGCCAAAGUAGGAGCAUAUAUGUCUCAGUCGGGGGAUGCGACAACACGCGGCCGCCGAAUGUCUUGUGCGGCGUGCGAUGAUCGGUACAGUACACCAAAAGUGUCAGAUCUGGUACUGGUAAUUCAUGGGAUUGGUCAGAAGCUGUCCGAGAGAGUUGACAGUUUUCACUUCACGCACUCCAUCAAUGGACUGAGACGAGAUUUCAAUGUUGAGCUUUCAUCCGAAGCGGUCAAGGGAAACAUGAAGAGCCAGAGCGGGAUUAUGGUCCUACCUGUCAACUGGCGGUUGACAGUCUCCUUUGAUGAAGGCAAGGAAGAAGCCGAAGAUGAUGACCGGACGUUUGCGCUCAAGAAUAUCACACCCGACACGCUGCCCGCUGUUCGGUCAAUCAUCUCGGAUGUCAUGCUUGAUAUUCCUUAUUACAUGUCCCACCAUAAGGAAAAGAUGACAUCGGCUGUGAUUCGCGAGGCGAACCGGGUUUACCGGCUGUGGUGCCGCAAUAAUCCGGGCUUCCGCGAGGCUGGACGUGUGCAUAUCGUGGCUCAUUCUCUCGGGUCUGUCAUGGCCAUGGAAAUUCUCAGCAAUCAGCCCACCUACGUCUCAGCUGAUGUAGACAUUGAGAGUACCAAGGCCAGCGAACAGGCUUUCGAGUUCAACACGACCAAUCUCUUCUGUUGUGGCUCGCCGUGUGGAUUUUUCCUGCUCCUCAACAAUGCUCGUCUGAUUCCUCGGAGAGGGCGUGCAAAGCCUGGCAUGGAAUCCGAAGCUCACGGCCCCAACAUCACCUCUGAGUCUCAGUAUGGCUGUCUUGCUGUUGACAAUGUGUACAACAUUCUCAAUCGGACUGACCCUGUCUCGUAUCUGAUGAAUGCAUCUGUGGACGCCGACUACGCAGCUUCUCUACAGCCAGCCACGAUUCCGUCCGCAACACUUGGUUGGCUAUCACGCAUGGGCUCGUCACUUCGAUGGGCCAGUCACAUUGUGCCAGAUCCAUACUCAGCACCAAACGUGCCCGAACGGCCGCACGUGGCGCACAUGCCAUCGACUGUCGAGCUAGAAACGCACAACUUCACGCGUGAGGACGUUGCAGAGAAAAGGAUGUAUCUGUUGAACGAAAACGGGCAGAUCGACUACCAUCUUGCUAGCGGAGGUGGCCCGUUGGAGAUUCAGUACCUGAGCAUGCUGAGUGCGCACAGCAGCUACUGGAUCAGUCGAGAUUUUGUCAGAUUUUUGGUUAUUGAGAUUGGCCGAAAGGAAGGUCGAGCCAACACACUGCCAGUGUUGCGCGCUGUCAAGCGUCGGGAGUGGAAGAGAGGGAACUUGGCUGAGUAA
Molecule: messenger RNA, 2937 nt
Organism: Cyphellophora europaea CBS 101466
Lineage: Eukaryota; Fungi; Ascomycota; Eurotiomycetes; Chaetothyriales; Cyphellophoraceae
Exons: 1
Coding region: 1-2937 (978 amino acids)
Cellular component (GO): cytoplasm
Molecular function (GO): glycerophospholipase activity; metal ion binding
Source: RefSeq, a predicted model, not a curated record